Brienomyrus brachyistius is the source of this 5786-nucleotide messenger RNA. Its product is annotated as pleckstrin homology domain-containing family O member 1-like. Gene Ontology annotation, biological process: regulation of myoblast fusion. The transcript is spliced from 6 exons. Bases 404 to 1636 code for a protein of 410 amino acids. NCBI's taxonomy places the organism in Eukaryota, Metazoa, Chordata, Actinopteri, Osteoglossiformes, Mormyridae. Gene Ontology annotation, cellular component: ruffle membrane; muscle cell projection membrane. The record is from RefSeq and is a predicted model, not a curated record.
UAGAUGGAGCUGUGCAGUGCUGGCGGGGGAGGACCCCGGCGGCAAGUCGCUAUUAUAAUACAAAGCUCUGCGGGGGGGGGGGCAGUCGGGUUUGAGAGUCAAUGAUUCACCCCGCUCCGCGUAACUGGAGACUACUAAUUCAGCUCAGGGUAUUGACAGUGCGAGCCGAGGGCGACAGCAAGACCCACCGCUGGGAAACUAGAGAGGAGCGGAGAGAAAGACGCACUGGAGAGAAAGGAGGUGCAUCUGCGUGGGGAAGCGGCAGGGAGACACGAUCCAGCCUUUCUCAGCCUUGCUGAAUUUUCCCAGCUUCCCCCCAGUAUCCUUGCUAGAAAAAAAAACUGCUUAAAAAUACACCUGACCUAACUCUGGGAAUAGGAUCUGAAACUGUGACAUCUUCGCAAUGAAGAAGAACAAUUCGGCAAAACGGGGCCCCCAGGAUCCCACCCAGCCGUCCUCUCAGCCGGACAAAAUAGGAUGGAUUCGCAAGUUUUGUGGCAAAGGGAUUUUCAGGGAGAUCUGGAGAAACCGCUUUGUAGUUCUGAAAGGGGAGCAACUCUACAUAUCCGAGAAAGAGGUGAAAGACGAGAGGAAAAUCCAGGAGGUGUUCGACCUGACGGACUACGAGCGGUCAGAGGAGCUGCGCAAGUCCAAGAGUCGCAGCAAGAAGAACCACAGCAAGUUCACCGUGCUGCGCUGCCAUCAGCCGGGGAACACGGUCCCAAACCUGGUGUUCCUGGCUGUCAGCCCAGAGGAAAAGGAGUCGUGGAUCAAUGCACUCAAUGUAGCCAUCACCAGGGCCAAAAACCGCAUUCUAGAUGAGGUCACGGUUGAAGAAGAGAACCUCUUGCUCCACCCCACACGUGACCGUGCAAAGAUUCCCCACACCCGACGUCUGCCCACGCGUGGUCAUAUCAUGGCUGUGGCAUCCACAUCCACAUCAGACGGCAUGCUGAUUUUGGACCUUGUGCAGGAAGAAGACAUUUCAGCGCCAAUUCAGUCAGAGCAGGGCGAGAAGAACCUGAAGGUAGACCUAGACGAGUCAGCACCACAGCCUGAUUCAGUAUGUCAACAGACAAACACUGAGAGCGCAAAAUCUCCUGUGAACAAUGUAGCAGUGGGCAAAGGACAGGGUCUACCUCAGAAAAGCAAGAUUACCUGGGAUGAACAGCAGUCAACAGGGCAAGUCCACAGCCCUGAGCCCGGCGAAAAGCGGACACCUGCAGAGAAGAGCCGGUGUGUCUCCAUGAACGAGAUCUCCAGUUCAGACUUGCGGGCAGUUAAAGGGGCGACCGCAAUUUCCCCAGGUGCCACGUCACCGCUGACCAUCAGCCAGUUGCAGGACCUAAUCUCCAAGAAGCUGCAGAAGACUCAGGAGCUCCUGGCUGAGGUGAGGGGGAAGCAGCAACGCAGAGAUAAAGACGCGUCCAACGAGAAACGCCUGGAGAGCAGGCACGCGGAGGCAGAGCGGCUGCUUCAGGAGGCCGUUACGGCCUGGAGUCAUGCUCGGGACGUGUUAGAGGAAGUCCGGCAGAUCCAGGCUCUGUCGCAGCAGUUGAACUCCACUGCUGUCAGCAACUUGACUUUGUCACAGAAUGGCAAGCAAAAGAUUCAAGCCACCAAAGGAAGGGUAUGAUGUGAUUUGGGGAUGAACAGCAUGAGAGACCACUGCUACAGCAUAGAGCGAGACAAAAAAAAUAGCAAUUCAAGGCACGGGUGGGAAUGUGUAUUCGUUUUUUUUUUUUUUUUUUUACGAUAGUUUAACUUUCACACCUACCCUGGGGUCAAAUUGACCCCAAAGGCACAUGUCAGGUGACUUCUCAUAGUAACAUAAUUAUUGUAGGAGCGCGUAAGAGUUAAGUUCACUCUCCACGCUAUGCUGGAAUGCAUAAACACGAAUGCACUGCCGCCUGCCAAUCUCCAUGGUGCGGGGUGCUUUGAACUUCCUUAUAAGUAUGCACUCUCAAACCGGAGGUUGGGAGGUCAGCCCUCGCUGUAAUCUGCUCAGCUCUGUAGACUCUGCCUUGUUUGAUGUGAAGAACUUUCGUAGUCUGGAUGGACUGUACCGUGAAGACCGGCCAUCUAACGCCUAGGUCAGCUAACAAGAAUCAGAACGUGGCAUCCCGACCAUGACGUGACGUACUGCCUGGUCUUUUUCUGUGAUGGCAUCCAGUGACAGCUGGUGUCGUAAUGGUUACCUCUUCCGUAAUGCAUGAUUGAGUAUGACUCCAAUGGGAAGAAAUACUGAGUGGACCAGCUGCAAGACCUUGUGGUCCAUGCUUUGUUAUGAGCUGGAAGAGCUCCAUAAUCAUCUUCCUGCAACAUCCCACGGGGAAGCCUAACCAAUACAGUAAUUUUGUUAAUUUCGGUGUUCAGAUAUGAUCUCGUUCAAGGUGGCAUAAGCCUCUCCCUUCAUGUGAGUGCAAUUGACGUAGCAAAACAGGUCAUUUUAUAUAGUUACCUUGGUUUACUAACUAUAUAUAUAUAUAUAUAUAUAAAGACAAAAUAUACAUUUAGAUAUUAUUUUUAUGUGACAAUCUGCAGAUCAUUUUUUGCCAGGGGUUUUGUGUCAUCCGCUCAUGAUCUGCAUUAAUUCACAUCUAAGUAUAAUAACCAGGUAAACACAACCAAGAACUGUCAGCAAGGUCAGAAUGUUCUCUUCUCCAACAAUCAACCAGUUCCACAAUUACUCUGACAAAUUUUAUUUUUUAAAUUCUGGGAGGACAUCGAUCCAUCCUGCCAUUAUUUAACAGAGAGUGACAGUCCCAACAAGAGCAGGACACAAGGCAGAGGGCACCCUGGACAGGACGCCAUCAUUGGGACUUUGGAAAUUCCUGUUUUAUUUCAACAGUUAGAGUGGAUCCAUCCAUCCAUUUUUUCACAACUGCUUAUCCAGUACAUGGGUUGCCAUGUAUUGGGAUGAAUCUUCAUUAGAACUGUAUUUAUAAACUAGAACUGUUUUUUAUAUUGUGUAGACUUUACACAGUUGCACUAUAGAGAUUACUGUAAAAGAAGAUGACACUGGCAUGCAGAAAUUGUUGCAGUUUAUGAUGCAAGUUUCCUUCCACAAUCCAAAGACAUAUGUCUCUAAACUGCCAGUAGUGUGUUCUGUGAUGGACUGCCAUCCCACCCAGGGUGUACCCCAGCCUUGUGCCCAGUGCAUCCUGGGAUACGCUCCAGGUGACCCUGACCAGGAUAGGCGGUUAGAAGAUGGAAGGGUGGGGCUUUGAUCUGACAAUCAAGUCAAUAAACAGGCAAGAUAUUUGCUUGAGAAUCUCAGUAUUGUGUGUCACGGUGAUAUAAAAUUGCCUUAGAAUACUUUCAGGUAUUAUUAAAACAAUAUUUAUAACAUUUAUAAACUAUUGUAUUCAUGCAGAAAUUUAUAAAUACAGACAUCCAUUAAUGAUACAUACGGUAAUAAAAAUGUUAUUGGCCAAUAGUAUUUUCACAGCUUCAAGGCUGAUUUUAAUCAGUUUUUUUAAACUCCCAAAUAGUUCUUUUGUCUUUACCUAGCAUAUGCACAAUUAAAAAAAAAUAAGAUAUGUGGUAGGCAAACCAAAGGGCAUUUCUUGCCAGUAUGCCUGUUUUACAGUUGCUUUGUAAUAUGUUUGCACUCUACUCUAUUAUAAUUCACUGUCAGUUGGAUAUUACAGAACAGUGUUAAUGUUAUUUUGUAUAUAUUUUUUUUUUACUCAUAAACGGUGAUUUUCUGAAGGAUAAUUACAGUGUGUGCUUUUUGGCAAGAGGAGCUUCAGAGAUUUGAUAGAUAUCAGGUUUUAUAUUGAGGGGAAAUCAAUAAAACUUGAGAGUAAAUUCUGGACGUGCUGCUUGCUUUGGCCCACUAUUGCUCUGCAGAGAAAUGGAAGCCAGUGGCCAAGAAACGGUUGCUUUAGAGGGCAGCGUGGCAUCUCGCUUUCCCAUUCUUAUUUCCUGCUGAGAUAAAGCGGCUGUGUGUCAUCCUGCAAUUCUCUCAAGUCUCUCUCCUUCAGAGGACUCUAAACUGAACUCAAUUCCAGCGUGCGGCUGUCAGCACAUUAUCCGGAAUGUUGACAUAACAGAGCCCUGUGCAGGUCCUCCAUGUAGAUCAGCGGCUCUUCAGUACAGAACGUAGGAGGUUGUUAGCAUCACACAUCUUUCUUCAGGCCUGAAAUGAUAAGCGAUUGCGAUCACCAUUAACCGCCCCGCAAGCUGCUCUUUAGUUGUUUUUGUUGAAUUGGGAGAUCAGGCCCGUAGCCGAGGUAACAGUUCGGUACUCUGCAUGUCUAUUGGUGGACAUGAUCAUUAUCCUUUAGAAUUUUCUGAAUAGGAUGCGAGAUGUAGCAGCAUUACAGCGCUGUGAAAGUGGACACAGUUAUUAUGUCUUUCAAGUCCUGUGUCUUUUUUGUCUGCCGGUGCUUUCUUGCUCUCUUCUUUUACACAGAUUUCACGAAAUUAAUUUCCUGUUGAAACAAUAUAGGGGUUUUAAAAGAUGUGGUUUUCAACAGGCAGCCAAGACUUUCUCAGAUAUCGAAACACUGUUGACCCAAUUACACUUCUGCAUUUAAAAUUAGCAUUGCUUUCUGACCGACUGUUGAACAAAACAAAUAUGCAAAGUGUUAACAUUUUAGGUGCUUUUAAUCUGAACUACGAUAAUCAAUCUGUGUUUUUUUUCUGCAUGCCUGGAUGACCCACAGUUAUAUGACUGACGAACGUGCCCAUGUUUUUCAGGUAAAGGAUUGAUUGUGUUCGGCUGGGUGGUUUUUCAGCCUGAAUGUGUAACUAUUUGUAAUACAUGCUAAAGAUGAAGGAAACAGGGCACUGAAAAGUUACCUCCCUAGACCGGCAUUUCCUAAUCACAAUAUGGAAAACAGACAAAACAAAGCAACUGUCCCAACUAAAGUAAAAUGGCCACCUGAACACAAGCCAAAGAUUAGACAGCAAUUCAAAGCAGGUACGCACCAUAAGAUAAAUACUGUUAUUACCCAUUAUACAUUGUGUCGUUUGAAUUUGGUCGUCAUAGAAUUUGCACAUUUUAGUCGUCUAGUUCAGGUUAUUUAUUAGUGAAUGCCGAAUCCCAGUUUAUCAAACCUUCUUUGAAUUUACCUCAAAGUAAAUUAUUGUGUAAAAUAAUUUUGUAUGUGGAUUUUAUAAAAACAAACUUUUACUAUUAUUAUUGUUAUUAUUAUUCUUCAGGCCAAUCAGAAAAUUCUAACCAAUAUCAACAUUUUCUUGACUACAUGUAUGCUGUUUGUCACACGGAAUAACCACUGAAAUACUAUAAUGUAAAACAAGAGAAGAAAAUGAGAAGAAUCACUAUUAAGUCUUAAAUAUUGUGCUACUUUGUUUGUAUUUUUACAGUCACAUUACAGAUGAAUUAUAUAGUGAAUAAAACAUGUGGAUGACGUUUUGUACAACAGUGAGAAUAUAUUUUUCAAUUUCAGUUAAAAUACUUUUUAAAAUACUGAUUUAUUAAAAGGAUUUUUCGGUCGAAUAUUUCUGCUUUGACCUAAAAGUCUUCCUUUGAUCUUAUGGAACUUUCUUGCACACAUUUUUGAAGGGGCAGAGAAUUUUAUUUGCAGUGAAGGAUGACUGUUGCAUACCAAAUGAUAAUUACUAUCGCCUUAAAAAUGAGUUUGGAUUAGACAAGGGCUUCUAAAGUACAGAGAAAAGGGAAAUGAGUCUUACUGCCUUCUGUUGAUUUGUUUCUUCAGCUGAAGCAAACAUUCAGCGGUUUCAGACAAACAGUCGCAGGAUAAAUGCAGAUGAUUCAGGGUUUAAUGUUAAUAAAUGUGAUACUAAAAAACUGA